Messenger RNA from Arabidopsis lyrata subsp. lyrata, 1410 nucleotides. RefSeq names its product DNA repair protein XRCC3 homolog. Lineage: Eukaryota; Viridiplantae; Streptophyta; Magnoliopsida; Brassicales; Brassicaceae. Gene Ontology annotation, biological process: double-strand break repair via synthesis-dependent strand annealing; resolution of mitotic recombination intermediates; telomere maintenance via recombination. The transcript is spliced from 2 exons. The record is from RefSeq and is a predicted model, not a curated record. Gene Ontology annotation, cellular component: replication fork; Rad51C-XRCC3 complex. The coding region runs from base 105 to 1019 and encodes 304 amino acids. Gene Ontology annotation, molecular function: four-way junction DNA binding; ATP binding; ATP-dependent DNA damage sensor activity.
AUGUCAUGGUUUUAAAAUAAGCCCAAUAGUAGGCUAAACAGUAAACACUAUUAGGUCUUUUUGAAUUUUGUAGCGCAAUUUAAUUGAUAGCUUUUGGCGGUGAAAUGCAAAAUGGGAAAAUGAAGCCGGAAAAUCUCUCCCGUCGAUCGGCGACGAGUCGCAAACUAACCACCGGCUGUGAAAUCCUCGACGGAUGUAUUCGCGGCGGAAUUUCCUGCGAUUCUUUAACUGAAAUCGUGGCGGAGAGUGGCUGUGGGAAGACACAGCUCUGUCUUCAGCUAUCACUCUGUGCCCAGCUUCCGAUUUCACACGGCGGACUCAACGGUUCUUCUCUUUAUCUCCACUCCGAGUUUCCAUUUCCGUUUCGACGUCUUCAUCAGCUCUCGCAUUCGUUUCAUCAAUCAAACCCUAGUAUUUACGCGAAUCACAAUGAUAAUCCUUGUGACCAUGUGUUCGUACAAAAUGUUCAUUCUGUAGACCACCUGUUCGACAUAAUGCCUAGGAUUGAUGGGUUUGUUGGGAAUUCGAAAAAUCGGCUUCCUUUGAAGUUGAUUGUGCUUGAUUCUGUAGCGGCAUUGUUUAGAUCGGAAUUUGAUAAUACUCCGUCUGAUCUUAAGAAGAGAUCUUCUUUGUUUUUCAAGAUAUCAGGGAAAUUGAAGCAGUUGGCAAAUAAGUUUGAUUUGGCUGUUGUGAUUACGAAUCAGGUUACGGAUUUCGUUGAAUCUUCUGAUGGGUUAAGUGGGUUGAGGAUUGGGAAUUUGAGGUAUUUGUAUUCGUCUGGGAGACGAGUUGUUCCUGCUUUAGGCUUGGCUUGGGCCAAUUGCGUGAAUUCUAGAUUUUUUAUUUCACGAAGUGAUGAUAUUAUUGGUAAAGAUAGAAGCGCAAAGGACGAGAGCGGUUCAAGUUCUGUGUCCAGAAGAGCUCAGAGACGGCUUGACAUUGUUUUUUCACCUUAUUUGCCUGGGAAUUCUUGCGAGUUCAUGAUCACAAGAGAAGGGAUUUGUGCGGUUCAAGCGUAGGUGAUCUCUGGUGCUAUGUAGGAUAAUUUUUGUUCGAAGCAUCACGAGUGUUUUUUGGAGCUUUUGUGCAUUAUUUAUGUAGAUUGCAGAGGGAUCCGGGAGAUGGGUUGCAGCAAAGCCAGUGGCAGAGGAAUCAAUUGCAGUUCGAGAGGAUUAAAUCACCAUCUGAUCUGUACAAGAAUUAGAGAUUCCGGGCAAGCCUGAAGCUAAAAACAACCAUUGAAUCAUCUCAGGAACACGACGGAGCUCUACAAGAAGAAUGGUUUCUGGCCGUUGUUGGUCUUUGGAUUAACAAAAACUCUGUAUACGAAUCUUCACUUUUGUUUAUUUUGUACCAAAUGUAUAAGUUUCAAUAUUUCACUAUGAGCAAUAAUAAUAAUUCUUCUCUCUA